Molecule: messenger RNA, 1668 nt
Organism: Gracilinanus agilis (Agile Gracile Mouse Opossum)
Lineage: Eukaryota; Metazoa; Chordata; Mammalia; Didelphimorphia; Didelphidae
Gene: TMEM144
Product: transmembrane protein 144
Exons: 11
Coding region: 1-1056 (351 amino acids)
Biological process (GO): carbohydrate transmembrane transport
Cellular component (GO): membrane
Molecular function (GO): carbohydrate transmembrane transporter activity
Source: RefSeq, a predicted model, not a curated record
AUGACGGAUCAAAACAACAAUGAAACAGAUCUCACUGUUGGCUUCAUCUCCUCUGCUGUAGCUGUCAUCUUAUUUGGCUCCAAUUUUGUUCCAGUUAAAAAAUUUGAUACUGGCGAUGGAAUGUUUCUUCAGUGGAUUCUCUGCACUGCCAUAUGGACUGUUUCCUUAGUGGUCAAUCUGUUACUCCAUUGUCCCAAGUUUUGGCCUCUUGCAAUGCUUGGGGGUUUUAUUUGGGCCACAGGUAACAUCACUGUCGUUCCAAUUGUUAAAACAAUUGGCUUAGGCCUUGGACUUUUAAUCUGGGGAUCAUUUAACUCCCUAACAGGCUGGGCAAGCUCAAGAUUUGGAUGGUUUGGGAUGGAUCCUGAAGAGGUAUCAAGGCCCUUGCUAAAUUACAUCGGAGCUGGACUUUCCGUGAUAAGUGCUGUUAUAUUUUUAUUUAUAAAAAGUGAAGUACCAAGUUUAACAUGUUCCUUGGACACAACACCAUUACUAACUGAACGUGCAAUCAACAGUACUCAGACUAAUGGCCUGGACUAUUCGUGGACCAAAAAGCUUUCUCAAUUCCAAAACAGGCUAAUAGGCUGUGUUCUAGCAGUUGUAUCUGGAAUACUCUAUGGAUGCAGUUUUGUACCAGUAAUUUAUAUCAAGGACCAUGGCAAAAGGAAUGACAGCAUAUACGCAGGGUCUAGUCAAUAUGAUUUGGACUAUGUCUUUGCACACUUCAGUGGUAUCUUUGUUACAAGCACCGUCUACUUCCUGGUCUACUGCAUGAUCAUGAAAAAUAAUCCCAAAAUUUAUCCUCAAGCAAUAUUACCAGGAUUUUUUUCUGGAGUACUUUGGGCAUUAGCUAGUUGCUGCUGGUUCAUAGCAAAUCACUCUUUAAGUGCUGUGAUCAGUUUUCCAAUAAUCACGGCAGGCCCAGGACUUAUAGCUGCAAUGUGGGGUAUCUUUGUAUUUAAGGAAAUAAAGGGUAUUAAAAACUACGUCCUAAUAACACUUGCAUUUUUCAUCAUACUGUCUGGAGCUUUGGCCACUGCUUUUUCUAAAGUUUAAAUGAAUCACCAGCAGAUGGUAGCAGUGGUUAAUCAAACUCCUUUGAUACUGGAAGUGCUAGAGAGAGCUGAUAUUUUCAGAGAAGAAACAAGUUAUUUUUCAUAACGCAAGAAGAAAAAAAACUGCUCUCUCUGCCUGUGAUUAUUAUAAAACUGUUUUAUUUGUUUCAAGAACAUGGGAAGGAAGAAACUUACUUCAUGUGAAACGUAUUUGAACAAAGAAAAGGUCAUCUGGCCCACCAAAUGGAAAGAACGUCUGUAGGGCUUUAAUAUGAAUGUCCAAAAGAUAUUCAAGUUUUUCCUGGAUUAUUUUCAUGAUUUUUAGUCAUUUAUUUUUCCCAGAAAUGGAUUGUCUCCGUGGUAACUCACCAGUGGGGAUCCCUAAUGUGAUACUAUAUAUUGUUUAGCCCCAACUUUAUACAUAAUCAAUGAGUUUAUUGUCCGAAUCACCCAAACUCAGUAGUUUAGAAUAUAUUUUCUUUUUUUUUAAUCAAGUAUUAAUAGAUUAGAGAUAAUAAAUGAUUGGCAAAAAUUACUCAGUGAUAAGUUUUGUAAAUAGAUUCUGAAGAUAUUCAGAUUCUUUCUAGAUAAAGAAAAUAUAGAUAUUAGUAAA